This is a messenger RNA of Marchantia polymorpha subsp. ruderalis, 3368 nucleotides long. Lineage: Eukaryota; Viridiplantae; Streptophyta; Marchantiopsida; Marchantiales; Marchantiaceae. The record is from the annotation of a GenBank genome assembly.
AUCUGUCCAUAGAGGAAAUGCAGAAGAAUAGUGCCUCGGUCACCUGGUCGUCAACGAGCUGAAAACCGCGAAUGUUGGGUGGCAAAUAUAAAUGGUUUCUGACGUACUCUCAUCGUGACGCGCCCAUUGCCUGUCAUGGGUGUUCAGGUUGCGAGGAGAGGGAGAGAGGGUCGCUUGAUGGCAAAGUGUGGUGGCACGAGAGCGCAUCACGUCCGCUACGUGCUAAAAUUUCGCCGUUUCUAGACUGAUCGGUGACUACUGGUUUUGGUUCCAGUAGAAAGUGGAAAUUCGGUGACGAAUUGAUCGAUCGGGCAAAAUUGUGGUUUCGUGCUUCAUGGUUAUGUUGUUUCAUUCCGGUCCUCUGUCGCUGAGUUGGGUUGAACACUGAACUGUUCGUGAAAAUGUUAGGUCGAGAAAGGCAGCAGAACGACAACGAGGCUGUUGUUGUAUACCUGAGCUGGUCUUGUGACACAUUCAUGAUGUAGACAAGGUCAGAGAGAUUUAUGUCGGCAGAACCUGCGGACGUGAAUGGUUUUGCAUUGGUCGCUGCUGAGCAAACUUUGGGUGCUUUACCCUCUAUCAAGUCAUGAAGCUGACAUGUCUAGGAGGGGAAAAUGGAAACCUGUCAAGUCCGAACAGCUUCUUGCUCAACAUUUGCCAGACCAAAGUACUCUUGGAGUGUCCAAUUGACCUCUCUGCACUUCUGUUAUUCCUCCCAACUGUGCUGCCAGCGAAGGAAAUAAAGGCUGGUUCUCUUGAGGGUAGAAAUGUUGCAGGUGGCUCAGGCCCUCUCUCCAGCUCAAGCUUGGGGCUGGGAUCCGGGAGUGGUAGCUUCUCUACACACAGUGGUAAAAAAAUCAACGAAGGCUCUGGUGACCAGCUAGAGACUCUUCUGCCAGCAAAGAAACGACCAAAAGUGGGAACUGAGAGGACUUCAACACAUGCGUCAAGCUUUCCAGCCGGAGUGUCCAAUAGGCAUAACCACGGGGGGAACUACUCAUUGGAUGCCGCACCCUGGUACAAAACUCCGAGUUUUCAUCUCCUAGACAUUUCAUUACUGGAUGCAGUCAUAGUAUCCAAUCCUUUGGCCAUGCUGGGAUUGCCUUUCCUAGUCCGCAAUCCUGAAUUUACUGCUAAGAUCUAUGCCACGGAUGCAACUGCCAAGCUUGGCCAGUUGAUGAUGGAGGAACUAGUAACACUCCAUUCAGAGUUUGUACAGCUUUAUGGUCGAACAGCAGAGGCAGAGCUACCACCCUGGCUUGAGAAUGUACCUUUGCAAGAGGGGCAGGCUGGUGGGAAACGUGGAGGAGAACACUGGCAUCGUCUAUACAGCACAGCUGAUAUCAGAGCUUGUAUGGGGAGGGUCCAUGGACUUCGAUACGAGGAGAUAGCUAAUAUUAAUGGCUUCCUGAAAAUUAAGCCAUCAAGCUCGGGUUUUGGUAUAGGUUCGUGCAAUUGGGUCAUUAAAGGAACUCACAGGAGUCUCACUUACAUCAGUACGUCUAUCUUAAGCCCAAACCAUGCGACGCCUUUGGAUCUUCUCGCAUUGGGAUCUUGUGAGGUUCUUUUGCUUUCCAAUGUGGAGGCCCCGAAUCCCUUACUAGAAGAGUCUGCUGAAGUCAAAAAGGAAGGAGCCAUAUCAAUUCCUGGGAACAGGACUUUGGAUUCAAAGGUAGUUCAAACAGCUUCAAGUGAGACUCAGCAAGUUACUGAAGGGGCCACAGUACAGAAACAAACAAAUCAACGUCACUCAGCAAGUCCAGCUUCUUCACUGUCUCCUGCUCCUGUGGGCUCAGCAGCCGGAAAUUCAGGGUCUACACAAAAACCUUCAUCCAGUAUGCUCGUGCCAGUUACAUCUGAGAAGUUAAUAAAGACUACUUCUGACGAGCAAGAAGUCCCGAAACAGUCCACCUCGUUGACUGUGGAUGCCACAAUAAAGGCAGUCUGUAGGUCUGGGGUGGAAGCUGUAGGCGCAGGAGGUUCCGUGCUGUUUCCCGUCAGCUUCUAUGGCUCUUUCCUGGAGAUAAUAGAAGAGAUGUCAACUCAGCUUCGGUCGGCUGGAAUAGAAGUUCCGAUGUAUUAUGUCUCGCCAGUGGCAGAAGAAGUGCUGGCUUAUGUGAACACUGUACCCGAAUGGCUAUGCCCAGCUCGACAAGAGAAGCUUUAUGCCGGGGAAGCGUUAUUCGGUCAUGUCGAAGCUGUGCAAGAGAAACGACUGCAUCAUUUUUCAGCCCUUCACAAUCUUGAUCUGCUGCGGUGUUGGCAGGAGCCUUGCGUGGUAUUUGCAACUCACUGGAGUUUGAGAGUUGGUUCAGCUCUUCAAUUACUGCAGCGCUGGCGAAAUAAUCCUCUUUGUUUGCUCAUAUUAACGGAGCCAAAUGUUGAUGCAAAUCUUCUACUGGAGCCGUUCGAGCCAUAUGCUAUUCAAGUUCUUCAUCAACCAAUACUUUCUAGUCUGACGUCUCGGGAGGUUACUUCCAUCAUUCAAACUUUGAAGCCACGAUUAAGUUUGGUACCCGAGAGUUUCAAAGGCCUGGAAUCUUCUUCAAGGCAAGGGUCUGUGCCUGGUGGAGAGGUCUUGUGCUACAAAUCAUGGCAGUUGUACAAGGUUCCCCGCUUUCAGUAUGACUUGGAAGUUGAGAUGUCUGCAGAUCUUGCCCUCCAGAUUCAACUGAAACAAAUAAAAAGCGGAAAAGUGGCAGCUGCUCGUCUCAGUGCCGAUCUUCACGUUAAGGAUGGUCGAUGGUCACUUGAUUUGCCUUCUCCUUCAAGCUACUGUGGGGGUAGUCUGCGUAGUUUGCCAAGGCAUCAGAUACGGUGGGGGAAAGUGGACGUUGAUUCUCUUCUUACAGCGUUUAAAGAGCGGCAGAUGUAUGACGUGUAUGUGACAGAAAGAACAAUGCAGGAUGACCAGAGUCCGCAGGACAAGCGCAGCAACAAUGAGAUUAUUAUAGAAAUUACGUCUCCGUCAGCUGCCAAGAUUGAAAUAUCGUCAACCAGAAUCAAUGUUCAUGCAAAUGAACCUGGGUUGCGACGACUUAUUGUCGAAGUAUUGAAAAGUGCUCUCAAUGUUCUGUAAGAGCACCAGCAGCAUGUGCAAGAGCUCAAACCUGUUGAGGAAGCAUGCCAUUUAUGGAAAGCCUUCUGGUAAAUCGACAAGUUUUGUCUUCUUCCUUCAGUGAUCUCACGUUUGUCAUUCCGCUAGCUGAUUCAGGAAGGCGAUGAGGAAGGCGAUCACUGCAAUCCACUUUAGUUCUCGAUUACAGCAUUUCACUAGAAGUACUCAACCUCCUCACGCGUACCCACAUGUCGCUACAUCCAGCCUUGGAUAAGCACUUGCUUAGCCGAACUCGACACGUGGUAGAGGA